CCGACCACCAGGGGGCUCUGAAGAGGCCUGGCGUCCCCACUCGCGGGAGGGCGCCUGCUCUUGCUCUUGCGCCUUCGGAGCACGUGUACGCGCGGGGGGCGUGGCCCGCGUGGCCGCCUGAGGGGCCGGACGUCGCCCACUCGCUUGUGUCCCGGUUACCUCUUCCCUGACUGAGUGACUUCAUGUCUGACAGACUUUGUGUCUGACUGAACUGCCGUCCCGAGUCCUCGCGAGCCCCCAUCUCCUCGCCCCCCGACCCCAGCCUUCUUCUGUCCGGGCGGGUCCCCGGCUUCCAUCUCGCACCCCGAGCGGGUUCCCGGUCCCGCCUGCUGUCCUCCGGGGGGCCCUUGGUGACCCCGGCCCCAUGGCGCUGCAGGGGCUGCAGAGCUCGGGGGUGGCCUUCCGCAAGAUCCUGUCUCACUUCCCCGAGUUGCUGAGCCUGGCUUUCGCCUACGGCUCCGGGGUGUACCGCCAGGCGGGGCCCAGCUCAGACCAGAAGCUUAUCAAAUAUGGAGUUAUUAGCACCAGUGUUUUGAUCGAAGAUCUCCUCAACUGGAAUAACUUAGACAUUGCUGGUUGACUCUAAAAACCAGUGAAGAUCGUGGCGAUGAAUGAGGAUGUGGCCCUCCGCUCGGCCCUGGAUCAAAACCUGAAGAGCACUGUGACCGCGGCUUUCCUCAUGCUCCCUGAAAGCUUUUCUGAAGAAGACCUGUUUACAGAGAUCGCCGGGCUCUCCUACUCAGGUGACUUUCGGAUGGUGGUUGGAGAGGAUAAGGCAAAAGUGUUGAAUAUCGUGAAGCCCAACAUGGCCCACUUCCGGAAGGUGUACGGCAGCAUUCUGCAGGAGAGCCCCCAGGUGGUGUAUAAGGCCCAGCAGGGCAGCCUGGAGGACUUCUGCUCCAGAGAGGACACCUCAUCCGGGACCAUGAUGCCACUUCCCCAUCGUCUGGGUGCUGCUUGAUCCCUUGUCUAAGCUAAUGCUGUGGGAUCCCUUGUCUCUUGUGGAGAAAUCCAGCUGACUCUUGGC
Messenger RNA from Bubalus bubalis (water buffalo), 1027 nucleotides. RefSeq names its product phosphatidate cytidylyltransferase, mitochondrial-like. NCBI's taxonomy places the organism in Eukaryota, Metazoa, Chordata, Mammalia, Artiodactyla, Bovidae. Gene Ontology annotation, biological process: cardiolipin biosynthetic process; CDP-diacylglycerol biosynthetic process. The transcript is spliced from 5 exons. Gene Ontology annotation, cellular component: mitochondrion. The record is from RefSeq and is a predicted model, not a curated record. Gene Ontology annotation, molecular function: phosphatidate cytidylyltransferase activity.